AAGGAGGAUGCUCUACCGAAUCUUCCGGUUCCGGACCUCGAGACGACUCUGCAGAAGUACCUGGCGCAAGUCGAAGCUGUCGCUCCGAAUCACCUGGAAAGAACACGGAGCCUGGUGAAGGCUUUUCUCUCGGGUCCUGGACCGAAGCUCCAACAACGUCUCUACGAACGUAGACAGAAAUUGACGAACUGGGCAACGGAAUGGUGGCUAAACGACAUGUACCUGUCGAUCCCGCUGGCUCUGCCAAUCAACAGCAAUCCCGGACUGGCCGCAAAACCGAAGAGAUUUGUAAACCAGAAAGAAGCCGCAAUAUUUCUCGCGCGGUUUCUCACCGAACUCCUUAAUUAUCAAGAAUUACUAGAUAGCUCCGGACUGGAAGUCGAACGCGUGAAAUCCAGGGACGGCAAGAGUAUGCAACCGCUCUGCAUGGCGCAGCAUUACCAGAUGUUCCGCAUUUAUCGACGACCAGGUGCGAACGUUGACGAACAAAUUAUCCUGGACAGAGCGUCCUCCGGCGAUCACAUUAUAGUCGCGCAUCACAAUCAGUUUUACAGCGUACCUGUGAGAGCAUCGGACCGAGGUCGGAUCACGGAAGCCGAAUUGGCUCAGCAGUUGUUAAGGAUCAUGGAGACCAAAGCCGAUCCCAGGACCCCACCAGUAGGAAUUCUAACGAGCGCGAAGCGACCAGCCUGGGCGAAAGCACGAGAGGAAUUGAUAAAGAACGAGCGCAAUCGUCACAAUCUCGAAUUGUUGGAGCGUUGCCUGUGCGUCGUUUGCAUCGACGACGACGUGCUGCCGACGACGUUUAAUAAUCCCAUGAAGAAGGAGGACCGCUGGAUCGGUGAUCGAGAUUACGCGAACGUGCUUCAUCAUGCUCUUCACGGCGGCGGGUCCCGACACUUAGGCGCGAAUCGUUGGUUCGACAAGACCGUCCACGCUAUUCUUGGCAAGGACGGAAUGUGGGGACUGACUUACGAGCAUUCUGCCGGCGAGGCGCCGGCUAUCUUUAAAGUUUUCGAGGAGAUAACGGAGAAGGUUGACGCGAUGCCAUCGCCGGACGAGAAUGUGGUACCCUCGCAUCUUCCAGCGCCUGAAAAACUGGAGUGGUGUCUAACCGAACAAAGUCUGAACGAUAUCAGAGAAGCCAUGACGAAUUUCGACGCACUGAUCGAGGAUUUAGAUCUUUGUAUAUUAUACUUCGAGGAUUAUUCCAAGGAUUUCAUAAAGUCUUGUAAAGUUAGUCCGGACGCCUAUAUACAAUUGGCGCUCCAGCUCACGCACUUCAGACUUCACGGCAAGUUGGUGGCCACUUACGAAAGCGCUGGAAUCCGGAGAUUUGCGUUAGCCCGCGUAGACUGUAUCCGAGCCGCCAGUCCGGAAGCGCUGGCUUGGGCGAAGGCGAUGUGCCAGGGCGAUCCCUACGGCCAGACGAGUCAACCAAGCAACGCCAACGUGGAAGGCAGCCCCAAAAGAGUUCAGUUCACCAUUUACAGUGCGGAGAGGAUCAAGGAGCUGUUUGAUCUGGCGGUGCAAAGACAGACCAAGGAGAUGAACGACAACAUUUACGGCCAAGGUAUUGACAACCAUCUGAUGGGGCUGCGUUAUGUGGCGAAGGAGGCCGGCGAAUCGAUCCCGGAGAUCUUCACGGACGAGGCUUACGCGAUCGUUAAUCACUUCGCCCUGUCGACGUCACAGGUGACCACGAAGAACGAUGUGAUCGCCGGAUACGGUCCGGUGGUGCCGGACGGUUACGGAUGCGCGUACAACGUACGGAAAAACGGCUUCAUCUUUUCGGUUUCCGCUUUUCACAGCGACGGGAGGACCAGCGCGAUGCAAUUCGCGCAAACGUUGGAGCAGAGCCUGCGGGACAUGGAGGCGAUGAUCAAGAAUUCGAAGAAGUGAUAGACGCGCGAUUGAGAAUGUUUAAUUAAAUAAAUGUAGAAUUGCAAACGCAACGCAGCCUCUUCUGUCGGUUUCGACAGUGCUGUGUAAAAAAAAGGGUGAUUCGAAAAUUUUAAUCGGGGACCCCGUUACACAUAAUAACGUACGCUAAGCAAUACCGAAACAAUUUUCUCUGUUCUUGGCCUCUGUCGACGUAUUGCUAUCGAACGUUUCACUUACGACGAACGUAAAACGUUCCGCGUGUUAAGAACGGUUUUCGUUUUAUUUGUCAUUCUCAAAGAUGAAAACAAACAUGUUGACAUGUACAGAGACUGGUUUAAGAUAAAUAUAUGUUCGGUUUAUAAAUUGUUUAUAACUGUUUGUUUGUUGAACGAAGAGCGCGACUUUCGAAGCACCCUUGCUUGAAAGCCAAAAACUACCUGUGUAGAAUUUAAGAAAUACGAAAGAGUAGACUACGUAGCGCAGAAGGAUUUAGCAACUUUACUCUCGCACAAGUCAUUGUAUCAAUUCGUUUGAUAUGUAUCGUUGUGGAUUUGACAUAUCAUUUGUAGGGAGUAAAUAUAUACAUAUACAUAGAGAAGAGAAAGUAGCGUAAAGAAGCGUCGCCGAAGCGCGCAAAACUCAUCUAAAGCUGAAAGUAAUACUUAUAACGUGUUCUUCGUUACACGAGCUAAUGUUAGAAAUGUUGUUGUCUGUUUUCUAUAGAAAAGUAUACACGUACAAAAACGUAACACAAAGCGCGCGCGCGUUCACCAAAUCUCGCGAACUGAAACUCCUUCAGCGGUAGCCUGACGUCGUCGUACAGUAAGCGAGUUGUAGAUCGAUCGGUCGUUUUAAAACUCUAGUCCAUUUUUGAAAGAGUCAAAGUUUCUUCGAGU
Pseudomyrmex gracilis is the source of this 2780-nucleotide messenger RNA. It is a transcript of the gene ChAT, whose product is annotated as choline O-acetyltransferase. The transcript is spliced from 10 exons. NCBI's taxonomy places the organism in Eukaryota, Metazoa, Arthropoda, Insecta, Hymenoptera, Formicidae. Gene Ontology annotation, molecular function: choline O-acetyltransferase activity. The record is from RefSeq and is a predicted model, not a curated record. Bases 217 to 1902 code for a protein of 561 amino acids. Gene Ontology annotation, cellular component: cytoplasm; neuron projection. Gene Ontology annotation, biological process: neuromuscular synaptic transmission; acetylcholine biosynthetic process.